AUGGCAAGGGGGCGGGGUCGACAUACGGGCUCCGACAUCUCCUCUGCAUCUGAAGCCUCCAACGACAUGCUGUCGUCCAUGGCGUCACACUCGCUUCCUCCAAAUGAGACCAGAUCGCUCGAGGCCGCAGAGGGACGCUGGUCUGGGAGGGAGAAGUGGACUGGAGAAACCUCUCUGAGCGGAGAGAGUGAGAACUGGUUGCCUCCUGGGUAUAAAUAUCACUUCUGCACCUAUCGUUUGUGCACUACACAAGGUGAUUCACACCUGGACCACACAAGUUUUGAGGCAUCACUAAGAAUUGCGUUGACAGAGAUUUGUGAAGUAAAAGAAUGGGUGAAAAAGCUUAGUGAAUCAUCAGGAGUGAGUUGGAGAGUGGCAGUGACAAAACCAAAUAAGGGACAACGUGUGCUUUAUAAGGCUCAUUAUAGGUGCCAGCACAAUGUUUAUGUCCGAUCAGACACGGCUAAUCAAAGACGGCUGUCAAAAAAUACAUGCUGUGAGGCAAAACUGAUUUGCACUCUGGUGAAGACUACAGACAAAAGGGGAGGAACUAGUAGAUACAGGAAGUUCCUGACCUAUCUACAGAGUCUUUACAGUCGACGUGAGAGUUGGGCUCUCAGCUAUAGGAGGGACUUGCCAACACGUGGCAACCAAACAAAUAACUAUGUGGAGGCUGCAAUGCGUGUCUUGAAAGACAAAAUACUUCAAAGGACAAAAGCAUUCAACCUGCCUCAAUUAUUCAACCUUUUCAUCACCCGACUAGAGAUGUACUAUAAAGCACGUGUGACAGACGUUGCACUUGGCCAUUGGGAGGCAUUCCACCGGUCAAGAUUACUUGCUACACAAAGUAAUAUAAAAGCAUCUGAUAUUUCUCAGGUUGGAGAAAAGACAUUUCAGGUGAGAUCGUCCACAUCAGGGCACACCUAUACAGUGGACAUGGAGUUGGAGCUCUGCACUUGUCCAGUUGGCCAUAGUGGGGCACCAUGCAAACACCAGGCAGCAGUAGUGCAAAAUUACAACAUCACCUCCAUCAACUUUCUCCCCACAACAGCUGAAAUGAGGGCUAAGCUGCUGAAAAUAACAAAAGCCUCAGUUUCUCUUGACUUUCUAAACCCUUUACGGCAAAAUAUGCCAACGCCAAGCACAUUAGCUCCAGACAUGCCUCCCAGGCAAGAAACCUGCACUAUUGAUCAUCAGUAUCAUCUCAGUGCUCAAGAUGAUGAGUCACAUCAGCUGGACCUGUCUUCCACCAGCUCUGCACAAUUGCGCCAAACAUCACCUAUGCAAGAGGACUCAUACUCCAACCAACCCUGUGUACAGGUUAACUCAGAGGGAGGUGAGACCAUGAAGCUUAGAGAUCUGAAAUGUCCGCAGACGGGUGUGAGCUGUGAAGAUGGAGUCCGCAGCAGCAUCCUGGAAAUGGUCCAAUUCCGUCUGACUGCAGCAGUGAGGGUCGUGAUGGACAGCAGAGACAGGUGA
Sinocyclocheilus grahami is the source of this 1479-nucleotide messenger RNA. RefSeq lists its product as uncharacterized. Bases 1 to 1479 code for a protein of 492 amino acids. NCBI's taxonomy places the organism in Eukaryota, Metazoa, Chordata, Actinopteri, Cypriniformes, Cyprinidae. The record is from RefSeq and is a predicted model, not a curated record. The transcript has 10 exons. Gene Ontology annotation, molecular function: zinc ion binding.